Molecule: messenger RNA, 4184 nt
Organism: Prinia subflava (tawny-flanked prinia)
Lineage: Eukaryota; Metazoa; Chordata; Aves; Passeriformes; Cisticolidae
Gene: ALDH5A1
Product: aldehyde dehydrogenase 5 family member A1
Exons: 10
Coding region: 63-1613 (516 amino acids)
Biological process (GO): GABA catabolic process
Cellular component (GO): mitochondrion
Molecular function (GO): succinate-semialdehyde dehydrogenase (NAD+) activity
Source: RefSeq, a predicted model, not a curated record
UCCGGGGCGGUGCGGGCGGGCCGUGCCGGGGCCGUGCCGGGGCCUGUCGCCGGAGCGCGGCCAUGGCCACCCUCCUGCGGCGGGGCGCCGCCGCCGCCCGCCGCCGCCUCCUGCUGCGCCCCGCGCCGCUCGCCCCGGGGGCGGUGAGGGCCGCCAGCCGGGCCCUGCCCGCCGCCCUGGUGCGCCGGGGAGGCCUGGUGGGCGGCCGAUGGGUGGAGACGGCCGCCGCUUUCCCCGUGCAGGACCCGGCCAGCGGCGAGGAGCUGGGCCGGGUGUCCGACUGCGGGGUGGCCGAGGCGCGGGCGGCUGUGCGGGCCGCGCACGAAGCCGGCUCCGCCUGGGGCCGCCUCCCCGCCAAGGAGAGGAGCGCGCGUCUCCGCAGAUGGUACGAGCUGAUGAUGGAGAACAAGGAGGAGCUGGCCCGGAUCAUCACAGCCGAGAACGGGAAGCCUCUGAAAGAAGCACAGGGUGAAAUCGUGUAUUCAGCCUCGUUUCUGGAGUGGUUUGCGGAGGAGGCUCGACGGAUUUAUGGUGAUAUUAUUCCAGCAUCUGCAAAAGACAGAAGAGUCCUGGUGCUGAAGCAGCCAGUAGGAGUGGCAGCCAUUAUAACCCCAUGGAACUUUCCCAGCGCUAUGAUUACCCGGAAGGUUGGUGCAGCUCUGGCAGCUGGCUGUACAGUGGUGGUGAAACCUGCAGAGGACACACCUUUAUCAGCAUUAGCUCUUGGGGAGCUUGCAAACCAGGCUGGAAUCCCAGCAGGAGUGUAUAAUGUUGUCCCUUGUUCCAGACAACAGACGGCAGCUGUAGGGGAAGUUCUAUGCACUGAUCCAUUGGUAUCCAAAAUAUCUUUUACUGGCUCUACAGCAACAGGAAAGAUCUUGCUGAAGCACGCAGCUGGCACUGUGAAGAGAGUUUCCAUGGAGCUUGGAGGACAUGCUCCCUUUAUUGUGUUUGACAGCGCCAAUGUGGACCGGGCCGUCGCAGGAGCCCUUGCUUCCAAGUAUAGAAACUCAGGACAGACUUGUGUUUGCACAAACCGUUUCCUGGUGCAAAAGGGAAUUCAUGAUGAAUUUGUGGAAAAGUUUGCCAAAGCUAUAGAGAAAGAACUACAUGUUGGAAAUGGAUUUGAUGCAAAAACUACCCAAGGACCACUAAUAAAUGAAAAAGCAGUGGAGAAGGUAGAGAAACACAUUAAAGAUGCAGUUUCACAAGGAGCAUCUAUUGUGACUGGAGGGAAGCGACACAGCUUGGGGAAGAAUUUCUUUGAGCCAACAUUACUUAGUAAUGUUACAACAAAAAUGCUUUGCACCCAAGAGGAGACAUUUGGCCCUUUAGCACCAGUUAUCAGAUUUGAGACUGAAGCAGAAGCUGUUGCUAUAGCAAAUGCAGCUAACGUGGGUUUAGCAGGAUACUUCUACUCCCAGGAUCCAGCUCAGAUCUGGAGAGUUGCAGAACAGCUGGAAGUUGGAAUGGUUGGUGUUAAUGAAGGCAUAAUCUCAUCAGUGGAGUGUCCUUUUGGUGGGGUAAAGGAGUCUGGCUUAGGGCGAGAAGGUUCAAAAUACGGCAUCGAUGAAUACUUGGAAAUCAAAUAUGUCUGCCUUGGGGGAUUAUAGAAGCCUUCAAACAGCACAGUCCCCACAACCUGGGAAAGAGUGCUGUUGUUUUGAUAAGCUUCUUGAGCCAGAAAUAUGUAUGAAUGCAACUUCUACCUUUAGAACUAAUCAACUCUGUCCUGUGUGUGUAUAGAGGUACCUACAGUAUUCUAGGCUGCCAAAUGUUUUUACAUGGUCUUUGUUUAUACAUCAAGUUUUUCAGCAAUGUGAUCACAAUGUCUAGUAUUUUUAGUAAUGAGUAGGAAUGUACAUUUAUUGUUCUUGGAUUACCCCUGUGUAACUGGGAGAACUUUGAGACUUGUGCACAAUGAAAACAGAUUGCAAGCUAUUGUAAGGGAAACUAGACCAUCAUUUUUUCUACCUUUAGUAUUUCAGUGUGGAUAAGGGUGGGUUUGGGAUGGCAGCCUCCUUUUAGAAUUUUGUGUAAAUACUCACACUUUCUAAUGUGGUUAUGGGACCUCCUUUAGAAGCAAGUGUGUGGAGGAGUUUUUUGUUGGUGGGGUUUUUUGUUUGUUUGGGGUUGGUUUUGUUUUUGUUUUUAAAUUGUGGGAGAAUCUGCUGCUUACAAAAGGUGAGGAAUUGUUUUGUGCCGUAUCUAGGCAUCCACAUAGGCUAACAGACAGCUUUUUCAGCACUGUUAAUGCUGACUGCAGGGGUGCUGCCUGUUCAGCUUUAGGUUUUUGAGCAAAGAGGUGUACUUUGUGCCCAACAGCUUGUAUGUCUAGGAUAAAAUAUAGCCCUUGUUUGAUGCCUGUUACCCCAGCAGUCCUGGGAACAGGACAGUCCAGGACAAAGAAUUGCUAUCUAAGUGAGAAGCCAGGAGGAAGAUAAGAUACUCACAGGGACAACUUGCAGAAUUGUAAAGGAUAUGUGAAGAAAGCACAAGUGGUGACAUGAUGAUACAGAUAAAUUCCCUCCCUUCCAUGAAAAGACCAUGACUCUCCUAGGGUAGAAGUACAGUCCCUGAUGUAAAUAUUACUCAGUGUCUAAAGGAACAUAACUCGCCCCCUUCAAAGAAUAGGAGCAGGUAUCCAUCCCUAUGGGCUUUGUGUCUUGAAGUGAUUUGUGGUUACACAGGUGAAGAACACGGCUCAUUUGUGAUGUAAUAAAGAUUUAAAUAGGUGGUUAGAGGUGAGGCUUUGAUACAUCACCUCACUAUUCUGUCAUCUUCAAAAGAUGAUGUAAGGCUUCCUUAGUAUGAAACAAACAAUGUUGUUUAAACAUUAUUUUAAUGGCAGUCAAACAAAACACUUUAAAAAAUAUGCUAUGUUAAUUUGGUGAAUAAAUCAGCAUGGCAGAAAUUAAGUGGAAUAAAUUUUGUUUCUUGUGUUCAUUAUUAAAAAUAAAUAAAGGAAGGCAAUGGAGUCCUUCUUUCUAUAAAGCAAUGAAUGUACCCUAUGAAAUGAAAUAUUUUAAAAUAUUUUAUCCCAUCGGGCAAAGAGGUACCAUGUAACACAAUACUUGGGGAGGGAAGGAAAGCAAGCUGGAACCAAGUUUCACAGGGUUUUUGUUUAAAGCGCACAUUAAGUAGCAUUGACUGCUACUCCUUAUUUUUAAAUAUUUUUUUAUGGUUGUGUUUGUGUAGAAGUUGAGACCAGAUGGGUCUGGAGCACAUUAUCUGUCAGUACUGUGUGCAUCAUGCCAACUGAAGAGCAGCUAAAGGGCAUUUACUGCCCUUCCAGUAAUUCCCAAGGCACCAAACCCACAUAGUUGUGAUAGUCGGGACUUGGUACUGUUAUUUGUGCUUGUUGUCAAGAACACAAAAAGGAUGGCCUCUUUCUACACUAGUUGCAAGAAACUUUCCUAUAACCAACUUCUAAGAUUACACUGUUGAGCACACAGGCUGCCUGAAUUUGGGAAAUACAGAGUUGUGGGAGAAAGCUGUUUGCCAGCCUCAGCUACCAAUGUGUUUAGUAUUUAUUGGAAAAAACAACUCGGUCAAAGAAGGUCAUGCUUUGAUUUUCAGCUUCCACAACACAAUGAUGCAGGCAUAGUUACAGGUAUUGUACACAGGUAGAAUAUCUGCCACUGGAAUUCAAUUAUGUCUGCCUGUGAACUACAAUAUAAGGUCAAAAUUAAAAUCAUCUUAUUUACAGCUGUAUGACAGUGUAGUAUUUAAUGUGAAUGUAUUUCUUGGGACAGUGCAGUUGGAGGAUAAACUGGGUUUGCUCUCUUCACUGCAAAGUUACUGAUCUGAUGCAUUGAUACAUUUAAAAUCUUAAUGUCUUUUCUGAUAAUAGCACUUCUAGUGAGUUUACUUUUUUUUAGCAAUGCCUGAUAACAAGCACAAACAAUAAUUAAUGUUUAUAAGAAACUUAAAAAUACCUUUGUCUGGCUUGGAUUGGGUUGGAUUCCAGCAUAAUAUCCUCAUGUCAGUAAAGUCUACAUCAGUUAAGCACAGAAUAAUCAAAGUUGUCUUCCUAGCAAAAGCCGGGAUUCUUCAACAGAAGACUUACUUGAAUUCUCACACCACAGUUGUGUUGAUUGCACUUGUGAUAGUUUAGCAAUUUCUGGAUAUUAAAACUGUGAUUAAAAAAUGUUUUCAGUUAAUAAAUAACUUCUGUGAAAGCA